AUGCCCAAGUAUAAAAGUCAAAAUAUUUUUACAAAAUCAAAAAAAUUUUCAGUUAACAACUUUACGGAAACAUCAACAAAACGCAAAAAGCGUAAACUACUAAAGGCGGAUAAAGGGAAUCCUAAGAAAAAAAGACAUAAAAAAGAGGAUUUUAUAGAUGUAAAUGAUCUUGGUUGGUCUGAGGUUACAUACCCAGAAUCCGUAUUUCUAGACGGUGAUGAUGAUGUGGGUGGCUUUGUAUGUUUGGAAGAAAUCGAUGAUGUUGAUGUUGAAUAUGAAGAAACCACAACCAAAGGGAACACGAUUAGAUUUAAGGUGGAUAUUAUGAUGCAGUUCCCUUUACCUGCUUUACCUAAAGUUACAUUUAAUAAACCGACCACCAAAAAAAAUAAAAAUCCACCUGCUAAACCUCACGAACCAUUACCUAUAGAAGAGUUAUCAAACUAUCAGGAUUUGGACACAUUUGAUGAACAAUUAUUUUUAAAAAGUCAGCAACCAUGCCUUAACAUGGCGUCUACUUCUCAUUCAAAUGAAAACUUGGUAUCAGGGCAAGAUGAAGAUGAAGAUUCGAAUCUUCAAAUUGGAAAUGAAGAUAUUGAUAUCUCUGCCUGGAAAGGAUUUAACCUUUCUUCAACUAUAAUAAAUGGAUUAAAAGCCCUCAAGUUUGAAAGACCAACUCCAAUUCAAGAAAAGACUCUUCAUUCAGGUUUGAGCGGACGAGAUGUCAUUGGUAAGGCGGAAACGGGGUCUGGAAAAACACUUGCCUUUGGAAUUCCAAUCUUGGAGUAUAUAAUCAAACAAAAAAAGAAAAAUUUCGAAAAGCAAUUGGUUGCACUUAUCCUGACGCCAACAAGAGAAUUAGCUAUACAAAUUAAAAAUCAUCUUCAGAAUGUUGGAAAAUUCGCUACAAUUAAUAUAAUGACAGUCGUUGGUGGUAUGGCAAUUCAAAAGCAAAAACGAUUACUUGAAAAGAAUCCUAGCAUAAUUGUUGGUACUCCGGGACGAUUAUGGGAACUUCUUUCCGAGAAUGAUGAAUACCUAAAUUCACUUCGUAAUAUCCGAUUUUUGGUCCUGGAUGAAGCAGAUAGGAUGUUAGAAGCUGGACAUUUUAAAGAGUUGAAUUAUAUACUUUCGAAAUUAUCAAGGAAUAAACACGAACAGGAUGAUAAAAUAAUACGAGAUGGUGCAAAAGAUUUUUCCACGAGACAAACAUUUAUAUACUCAGCUACUUUGGACAAUAAUUUAAAAAGUGAUAUAAACCGGAAAAAAGCACUUGAUAAAACUUUGAAUUCACAGGGAACAAUUGCUGAGCUGAUGAAUAGAAUAGAAUUCAGAGAUUCUAAUCCAUUGUACGUGGAUAUUACCCCAAAAGGUUCUAUUGUAGAAACUUUGCAAGAAUCUAAAAUUGAUUGCUUAGUUAAAGAGAAGGAUUUAUACAUGUAUUAUUUCAUUACACGAUAUCCUGGUAGAACUCUUGUAUUUGUGAACAGUAUUGAUGCGAUUCGUCGAUUGAUUCCGAUAAUGAGAUUACUUAAUACAGAAGUUUUUGGCCUUCACGCUCAGAUGCAGCAAAGACAAAGAUUAAAAAAUUUGGAUCGGUUCAAGCAGAAUCCGAACGCAGUGAUGGUCGCUAGUGACGUGGCAGCCCGAGGACUGGACAUUCCGCUCGUUGAGCAUGUGAUACAUUAUCAAUUGCCACGUUCUGGAGAUAUAUAUAUUCAUCGGAGUGGCCGCACAGCUCGUGCGCGUAAUGAAGGUAUCAGUUUGAUGUUAUGCAGUCCAGAAGAGUCAUUGUUGUACCGAAAAAUUUGCCAAGAAUUGAAAAAAGCCAAUGGGAUAGCUAAUUUUCCAAUCGAUGGUGGAGUAAUCAAUUCCAUGAAACAACGUAUUGAUUUGGCAAGACAAAUAGAUCAAGAAGAACACAACCAUGAUGAUGAAUGGUUUAAGAAAGUUGCGGAAGAUCUAGAAUUGAAAGAAUUAUUAUCUCAACCAUUAGUUCCACGUGGUGUUUCUACUAAAUAUUUAACAAGCGGUAUUGUGCGUGAUUUAGCCGAUAGAUUGUUAGAUGGUUCGUCGUGUAAUUCCAAAAUAUUGGGAAUGCAAAAAUCAAAAGCAACUGAAGAUUUGAAAUCAAAGAAAAAUUAUAAGAAAGCAUCCUUAAAAAAAAUUUUUUAA
Dentiscutata erythropus is the source of this 2175-nucleotide messenger RNA. Lineage: Eukaryota; Fungi; Glomeromycota; Glomeromycetes; Diversisporales; Gigasporaceae. The record is from the annotation of a GenBank genome assembly.